Molecule: messenger RNA, 4751 nt
Organism: Amborella trichopoda
Lineage: Eukaryota; Viridiplantae; Streptophyta; Magnoliopsida; Amborellales; Amborellaceae
Product: putative serine/threonine-protein kinase SIS8
Biological process (GO): protein phosphorylation
Molecular function (GO): protein serine/threonine kinase activity; ATP binding
Source: RefSeq, a predicted model, not a curated record
UCUCUACUCUCUCUGUCCCCGUCUCUAUCUCUCUCACUGGCUUUCUCGCUUCUUUAUUUCGGGCUGUGCGAUCUCCUCUUUCCAUGCCCUUUUUCUAUUUCCAUUAUUUUAUUCCAUUCUAUGACCUCCACCUUUUUUGCCGUUUGCACCUUCUCUCCCCUUUUCGGGAGCUCUUUUCCGGCCCCUUCGCAGUCAAAAUAGUCCACUUAUUUCUCUCUCUCUAGGGCUUUCUUCUUAUGUGUGGUUUUUUCUCUUAAUUCAGUAACUUUUGUUCCCAGUGAACAAUCCAAUCCCACUUGAACAAUCCAAUCCCAGUUGUUUUGGGGUGUUUAUGGGCACGAUUUCAUCUGGGUUUUGCUUGAAUGCUCGAUUCUGUUAUGGGUUUACUGGUAAUGCUUCUUGGGUAUCAUUUCGUAGUUGGGGGGAUCCAUUAAACCAUGCUCUAUGAUAUUGGUGAAGGUGGGCAGGACCCCCAAGGUGGGGAUGGCCUCUGCUGGUUGAGUCUCUCUUUCUUCUUCGUUGUUGCGACAUAGGCAAAGAGCUUGAAUUUCCUCUUUCUUUCCCUGUUCAUACAAUACACAGUAAAGUGGUACUGUUAUGUGUAUUGGAGUGGUGGAGCUCUGGUUUCUGGUUUUUAUGAUCCCUUUUGAAUUGGGUUUUGGGUGUAUCACUGAAAAGUGGGCUCCCUGCUUCCUAAUCUAAGGAAUAAACCAUGAGAAACCUUCUCAAGAAGUUUCACAGAACACCCACUCAAUCGGACGAUUCGGAUGUGCCCCUAUCUUCUCAGUCCGAGCAGUUGCAGAAGCCACUCUCGGCUCUAUCGGGUUGGUUGAGCUCGGUAACUCGCCAUAGCCCACCGUCAUCUUCGAGAAGUUCUAGGGAUUCGACCGAUGCUCAAGCUAGUCCAUCAAAUACAAGGCACAGCCCGGGUUCAUCAUCGAGGGUUUCAAAGGAAUUGGCGGAUGUUCAACCAACCCCUUCCAGUACUCGUGGCUGUGGUUUUGUGAAGGUGGAUUCAGACUGUGUAAGCACAAGCGAUCCAGCUAUGGAGGAGGAGUACCAGAUACAGAUUGCCUUGGCAUUGAGUGCUAAUGAGGAUCCAGAGGCUGCUCAGAUUGAGGCGGUAAAGCAGAUCAGUCUGGGUUCUUGUGCCAUUCAAAGCACCUCUGCUGAAGUUGUUGCUUAUAGAUACUGGAAUUACGAUGCUCUUGGUUAUGAUGACAAGAUUCUAGAUGGAUUCUAUGAUCUGUAUGGCAUUUUGUCAGUGUCCACAUCAGAUAAGAUGCCUUCUCUUGUCGAUCUACAAGAGACGCCAAUAUCAGACAACAUCAGCUGGGAAGCAGUAUUGGUUAACCGGGCUGUAGAUGAUGACCUGGUAAAACUGGAAGAGAGGGCCUUGGUAAUGGCUAUGGAAUCUAGGUCGGUUUCCUUUGGUGUCAUAGGAAGUGAUUUGGUGAAAAAACUUGCUGUCCUUGUCACUGAUUACAUGGGCGGAUCAGUUAAGGAUCCCGAGUGCAUGUUGAAGGCAUGGAGAGUCCAAAAUGAUGGCUUAAGAGCUAUGGUUGGAAACAUGGUCUUGCCUCUUGGUCGCCUGAGGAUUGGAUUGGCUCGUCAUCGUGCAUUGCUUUUCAAGGUUUUGGCAGAUGGUGUGGGCAUUCCAUGUCUUUUAGUAAAAGGGCUGCAGUAUACAGGGGCAGAUGAUGGUGCCAUGAACAUUGUAAAGAUAGAUCAUGAAAGGGAAUACAUUGUUGAUCUUAUGGGAGAGCCUGGUACACUUAUCCCGGCUGAUGCAGUGGGAACACAAAAUGAAUAUGAGGAUACUGUUCUUUCUGUUAGCAGCUCAUUUCUUAAGGAUGUUGAGAACAUAAGCUUAGCCCCAUCUGCCAGUGCUAGUGUAAGCUCCUGCUGCGGGGCCUCAAAACAUGCGCCCAAAGAUUGCAGGUCUGGAUCUGGGAGUGCCAUCCAUGAGGAAAGUGAGUCAAGCAAUGCAAGAGGCCUGAAUAAGUUUGAGGAUAAAAAAAACAUGAUGUCAGUGUCUUCUAACAAGGGAUCUCCAUCCAUGCAGCAUGAAAGGGAGAAAUCAAAGUUGGAUCCUGGGGGGGAUUUUCAAAAGCUUUAUAAUAUUGAAGUACCACCUGCUCGAGGGUUCUCUGGCAAGACAAAUUAUCCAUAUGUACAUGCUAGGUCUCCUUCAUGGACUGAGGGUGUUAGUUCUCCCUCCGUCCAGAGAAUGAAAGUAAAAGAUGUCUCUCAGUACAUGAUUGAUGCUGCAAAAGAGAACCCGGAGUUAGCACAGAAACUACAUGAUGUAUUACUUGAAAGUGGUGUUGUGGCCCCUCCCAACUUGUUCACUGAAAUUUCUACUGAGCAGCUUCAAGCUCAGGCAAUUGAAGACAAGAAACAAGCUGAAGAUCACUUUGAAAAGAAGAAAAGGAAGAAUGGGACAAGGUUUAUUGGUGGAACCGAUGCUGGUGCCCCAUGUCGACUUUUGCCUCCAGUUCCUAACCAUGGGGUGGCAUCAAAAGUAUGUCCAGGCUUUGAUCAUAAGGAGCUCAUCAAGCCUGUGGAGGGUUUGGGGCUUCCCCAUACAUCAUCUCCAUUUGAAGUGUCAUAUUUGCCUGCUUCAUCUUUACCGGAUAAUUCUCAAGGAAAGUUCAUAAAACAUGUGCCAGUUGCUGCUGUUGCUGCUGUUGCCUCUUCAAUGGUAGUUGCAGCUUCCAAAUCGAGCAUUGAAUCUAAUCUCGAAGUUCCUGUUGCUGCUGCUGCUACUGCUACAGCUGCAGUUGUAGUAGCAACAACUGCAGCCGUCAGUAGGCAAUAUGAGCAUAUGGAUUCUUUUCAAGCCCUGUUGCCAAAUGGUGCUUUGUGUAAUAAGCAGAUAAAUUGUAAAGUUGGAACUCUUGAAGCUGAUGGUGGGGUUAAAGAGCCGCAGGGAAUUGAUCAUGGGAAGGAUAUUGGGGGACAUGUUCAGAGGAACCAGGAGGCCUGUGCUGCUCAUCAUGAGGAUGAGAGGACUUCAGACAAGUGUACAGGGAAUGAAAGUGUGCGAUCUGAUCCAGCACUAGAUGAUGUAGCAGAGUGGGAGAUACAUUGGGAAGAAAUCACAUUAGGAGAGCGCAUUGGACUUGGAUCAUAUGGGGAGGUAUAUCGUGGGGACUGGCAUGGAACGGAAGUUGCUGUCAAGAAAUUCUUGGAUCAAGACAUUUCAGGAGAUGCCCUUGAAGAGUUUAGAAGUGAGAUUCGGAUCAUGAAAAGAUUGCGCCAUCCUAAUGUUGUACUAUUUAUGGGAGCAGUUACUCGUGCUCCAAAUCUUUCAAUAGUGACAGAGUUUCUUCCUAGGGGUAGUUUGUAUAGGUUAAUUCAUCGGCCGAACAAUCAAUUAGAUGAAAGAAGGCGUUUGAGAAUGGCACUCGAUGUUGCCCGAGGAAUGAAUUACUUACAUAACAGUACUCCGUUGAUAGUACAUCGUGAUUUAAAGUCACCAAAUCUUCUGGUUGAUAAGAAUUGGGUUGUAAAGGUUUGUGAUUUCGGGUUAUCUAGAAUGAAACAUAAUACGUUUCUGUCCUCAAGGUCAACUGCUGGGACGGCUGAAUGGAUGGCCCCUGAAGUUCUACGAAAUGAACCUUCGGAUGAGAAGUGUGAUGUCUAUAGCUUCGGUGUAAUACUAUGGGAGCUUGCCACGAUGCAACAGCCUUGGGGUGGAAUGAACCCUAUGCAGGUUGUUGGUGCUGUUGGGUUUCAGCAUCGUCGCCUUGACAUUCCAGAUGACAUGGAUCCCGUGCUUGGUGAUAUAAUAAGGAAAUGUUGGCAAACAGAUCCAAAAUUGCGGCCUUCAUUUUCUGAAAUCAUGGCAGCCUUGAAACCGUUGCAGAAGCCCAUGACAAGCACAUCUGUUACUAGACAAGGGCGCAACAGAUAAACCAGCCAGCCAAAUGACAGACAUCUGGAAACAACCCGGUGGGCCAACCUGGUUCAAACAACAACUGAGGUUGAUGAUUCAUGACAAAUGGAUGAGAGAGCUAACAUCUUGGAGCUCUCAAAGCAUCGAUGUUCAUAAGUUGCCCUCUGCCUUCUGUGAGGGUUCAUAUAUUUUUUGGGAUUGGUGGGUGUUAUUUCAGUGGUUUUUGUAAAUUCUUGGCUUGUUAGUUAUCCAUCCCCAUUGUAUUGAUGAAGGUUUCCAGUUGAUUGGGCAGUUCCAAGUGUAAAUUCUUUGCUCUUCAUUCUCCAUUUCUUGCAUACAGAUUCUUUUGGAGAAAUUUGGGAUUUGUUUUGGUUCCAUCAAAUUUAUGGGUAGGUAUUGGGUGUUUGAGUUACCAGGUCAAGUUCAGAAAUGUUUCUUGUGAUAAAAUCACGCUCCCAUCAACCUUCACAUUGGGAAUGGGGGUAUGGCUUUAUGAUACGUGUUUUCAAAGGCAAUCUGCUUGAAAGGAUUUGUGACGAUCGGUGGUUGGAGGGCGAAAUAACUGGUCAAGCGAGCCAGAUUUAUGCAGAUGGAAAGACCAUAACUGUGGGGGCAGGCAACUUUGAUUACAAAUGAGGAUAAAAUUAUCCAAAAUGCCAUCAGAUUUGAUUUGUUCAAUGGUAGAAAGUUGAUUUCUUCUGCUAUACUUGCAUAAAGGAAUGUAUUCUCCUAGUGUUUUGCUGAUUCUUAUAAGUUUAAUCUUUAUUUACUACCAAGAGAAAAACUUAAAUCCUUAUUGCGGUUAAUUUAGGCAGCAAUAAUAUCAGUCUCUAAGAUGUGCUUUAUGUUU